This is a messenger RNA of Gavialis gangeticus (Gharial), 2212 nucleotides long. RefSeq names its product alpha-1-antiproteinase-like. Gene Ontology annotation, biological process: negative regulation of endopeptidase activity. Bases 683 to 1966 code for a protein of 427 amino acids. The transcript has 4 exons. NCBI's taxonomy places the organism in Eukaryota, Metazoa, Chordata, Crocodylia, Gavialidae. Gene Ontology annotation, molecular function: serine-type endopeptidase inhibitor activity. The record is from RefSeq and is a predicted model, not a curated record.
CACAAAUUAUGAAUUGCAUGCAACACAGUACUUUAUGUUUAUAAUAUUUUUAAAACAUUGUUUGGUAAACCAUGAAAGGUGAAAAGGGCCACAAAAGCAAUCUUGAAAUGUGGAUUAUAAAAGCAAGCAUUGUCUGUCAUCCAGUUUUUGCCUGGCAAAAGAUAUGCUGAAAGUUUUCAGUCUGUCGCAGACAUAAAACAAUCUAUUUCUUAAAUCCAUUUAAGCACUAUAAUAUGACCUAAGCUAUCCCUUUUGAAUGAAUGUGAUCACAUAAAGAAUUUAAUAUGAAGCAUAUUAAAUUCUUCUGAGAGUUACUAGGAUCACAAAGAUGAAUCUCAGCAAUGAGGUUUUAGAAAAGUAUACACAUUUUAAUAAGAGAAUUAAAUUUUGUUUCAAAUUCUCUGCUUUGCCACGUUUAGUUGGGAAUCGCAUUCAGGUUCUUUGUGCCAAAAUAAUGGGGUGUAUGUGGAUAGGUGUGUCUUCAUGUGUUCUGUGCCAUUUGUCUGAAAUGUGAUAUUGAUGGGAUAGAUUCACCCAGGGUAGGUUCAGUGUAUUUCAUCAUAUGCAUUAAUCUCUGAAAAAGAAGCAACAGAACUCAUGGUACAAAGGGAAAAAAGAGAAAUAAUUUAGAUUGACUAAUUUCUCUAUAUCUAAAUCUUUUGCAGAAUAAAUCCAAAGGGAGAUGAAGUCCACCCUCUCUGUGUGUUUCUUACUGGCUGGGGUUCAAACUUUGGUCCAUGGCCAUCAUCCUCACUGUCACAGUAAUGAGUAUGAUCAUAUAUAUCCCACAGAACCUGAUUCCCAGGUUGAAGAAGCUUAUCCAUGUAAAAGCAAAGCCUAUUUCAAAUUAGCCCCAAUCAAUGCUGACCUUGCUUUCAGAUUUUACCAGUUGGUUGUAUCAGAGGAAUCUGACAAAAAUGUUUUCUUCUCACCCAUAAGCAUUUCCAUUUCCUUUGCAAUGCUGGCACUUGGCGCUAAAUCAGCCACUUUGAAUCAGAUUCUGGAAGGGCUGGCCUUUAACAUGGAAAAGACUCAGGAGAAGGAGGUACAUGAAGGUUUUUGUCAUCUCAUCUGUGCACUGAACCGCACAGACCGCGAGAACCAACUGAAUAUGGGCAAUGCCCUUUUCAUAGAAGAAACCCUGAGACCACUACAGACCUUUUUGGAGGAUGUCAAAAACUUUUAUGACUCUGAAGUUUUAUACACUGACUUCAGAAAUUCUACUGCUGCAGAGAAGCUGAUCAAUGAUUACGUUGGGAAGAAAACCUAUGGCAAAAUUACUGAUUUAGUCCAGGACCUUGAUCCACAAACUAUGAUGGUUCUUGUUAACUAUGUUUUCUUUAAAGCCCAUUGGGAAAAACCCUUUGAUAUUUUUAAUACUGAGGAAGAGGAUUUUUUUGUGGAUGAGAAAACGACUGUAAGAGUCAACAUGAUGUACCGGCGGGGCUUUUAUAAAAAUCACUAUGAUAAGGAGCUUUCUUGUUGGUUGGUGCAAGUACCUUGCAGUGGAAAUACUGCAGCCUUGUUUGUUCUGCCUGAUGAAGGAAAAAUGAAGGAAGUAGAAGAUGCUCUGUUGCAAAAAACUGCCUCUAAAUGGGAAAAUUCCCUCAGAAACAGGAAAAUACAUCUGUACGUUCCAAAUUUUUCUAUUUCUGGGACCUAUGAUGUAAAAGAGAUAUUCAGGCAAAUGGGUGUGACUGAUGUAUUCACUGACCAAGCUGACCUGUCAGGAAUUACAGAGGAAAUUGGACUGAAGGUUUCCAAAGUGGUUCACCAGGCCCUGUUGAAUGUUCAUGAGAAUGGCACUGAAGCUGUAGGCGUUACUGUCACAGAAAUUACAUGGAGAUCUGGUUCUGUUUUUACUCCCAGAAUUAAAUUCAACAGGCCCUUCCUGAUAAUGAUUGUUAACAAGCAUACCCUUAGCAUCCUCUUCAUGGGGAAGAUAGUAAAUCCUUGUGGAAAAUAAAUGACCAGCUGUUGGAUGUGUCAUAGCACUUGGGUGUAGUGCUGGCUAAAUUCCCAUGAUUCAGCAAAGUACAUGCUGCACAUAUGCAUCACUAGAUGAUAGUGAUACUAUUUAAAGCAGUACUAAUAUGCAUUCCUAAAUCCAUAACACAGGAAUAUAAUAUUUCCUGUCUCAUAAGCACUUGUGCACAGCUUACAAUAUAACAAACCACAAGUAACUUAAAUAAACAUGUCUGAUUUCACCUUU